AUGAUUUUGUCUCAAUAUUUACGCCCUGCCCUACUGGUAUUCCUCCUGCCCUCGGCAGCUUUUGGACGCUCUAUUCCCUUAAUCCUUGGAGACAACACCCAGGGUCCACUUCUGAAGCCAGGAUGUGAUGAUGGCACUGGAAUAGUUGACCCAGAUGGCAAAUGCAAUGGCACUGGGGUUGUGGACGACCCAAUGCCCCAUGAUCGAGAAGGAUUCCAGUUCGAGAACCCAUCCACAGAUUGCAAAUAUGCGUCUCAACCGCAUAUUUGGGACUCAUUCAAGCAUCUUGAGAAGGACAUGAGCAAGCUAUUCACGCUGAUCCACAAAAAUGUCAGCUUCACUGUUGUCGGGCAUCACCCAAUCGCCGGCCGCUACCACGACCUGAUGCACUUCUACGUCAACGCUCUACGUCGAGUCAGCAUGUUGUUUUUUGACCACGCAGAUCUGUUUGAGAUCCACCCCCAGGGAAUCUAUGGUGGAUGUAACGCUGAAUGGUCAGUGGAGGAAAUUCAGUUCAAAGGUGUAAUGAAUUCCGGCGACAAGUUCGAUAUUAUUAAUGUUUGGGUUACACGCUGGCAUAAUGGCCAGAUGAUAGAGAUCCGCACGUACAUCGAUGCACCGAUGAUCAUGGAUGCGCUGCACAAGAAUGAAAUAUGGUGGAAUGGCACAACUCUCCGGGACAAUCUCCAGUAUAUGCCGGGGCCAGCGGGGAUGCCAGAUAUGAAGGAAAUUGAGGGAAUGAUGGGAUAUCCAGAUGGAAGCAAAUACAAUGAUUAA
Messenger RNA from Penicillium digitatum Pd1, 777 nucleotides. Its product is annotated as nuclear transport factor 2 family protein. Gene Ontology annotation, biological process: response to xenobiotic stimulus. The record is from RefSeq and is a predicted model, not a curated record. Gene Ontology annotation, molecular function: DNA-binding transcription factor activity. NCBI's taxonomy places the organism in Eukaryota, Fungi, Ascomycota, Eurotiomycetes, Eurotiales, Aspergillaceae.